Messenger RNA from Porites lobata, 6276 nucleotides. The record is from the annotation of a GenBank genome assembly. Lineage: Eukaryota; Metazoa; Cnidaria; Anthozoa; Scleractinia; Poritidae.
AUGUCUGUCAUUGAAUAUAAUGAUUUGCUGUUCAAGGUAAGCCAGAGACUCAACGAGCUGAAUGUAGGUAAACGAUUGCUCGUUAUGUGCAGAGGGAAGGUGGCGCCUCGUAGCGAAGAACACCUACCAGAUGCCUUACAGUUGUUUUGGGAAUUACAGGAGAAGGAAUAUCUAGGACCUGAUAGACUGGGUGUAUUGAAAGAUGUCAUAGGAGGUUUAGAGGAAUGGUCUCUAUUAGAAAAUGUCGAAAAGUUUGAGACCAAAAGAAAGGAGUAUCAUGGUUUGCUUGAGCAGAUUAUUCAGGAACUCGAGCUAAAUGAUGUGGAACAGCUCGUCUCGAUUUGUAAAGGAAAGAUAUUAGACGAGAGGCAAGGCAACAUUCGGGAUGUUCGAUCAUUGUUUCAAGAACUGAAGAACAACAGCUGUCUGGAAAUUAAUCGUCUUGACAUCUUGAAGGAGAUUUUAAGACAAACGGACAAAAGAGACCUGCUUGAGAAGGUGAAAGAGUUCGAGGAACGAAGAAAUCGGGAACAUAAGUCUGAAAGGCGAGCAGGUGCUUAUUUAAGCCUCUUAAACCGUUAUUCGUUUUUUCAUUAUUUAGGUAAAUAAAAUCUAACCUUAUUAUUGGGUGAUGUAACCAAUUUUUUUUUUGGCUUGUUUGCUUUCAGCACGAUUAGCUGCCGUUGUUUCCUCGGCUAGCGGAACUCUAAAGGGAGGUAAGAUGUAAGAUGCAAAUUAAAUGUUUAGAUAGGAGAAGGUAAACAGGUCGCCACGAAAAACACUUUGGACUAAUGUUGCACAAUGCCGUUUGUUUUAGAUUACACUUUAACCCCGGUGAUACGUAUCGUAAAUUUGUGCCUGUAUCUUACUUAUUUCACUCCAAAUUUAGGAGGGUAAAUUGUGGUUCUGGCGAGAGUUUUCUUUGACGUGCAUGGCCAAGCAUGGCCAUGAAUAAACUCGCCCUUUUGUCCUGAUGUUCUAUCAGCGAAUGAGCCUGGAUACAGACUCUUAUCAAUUGUGACUAAAUAAAAUAGUUUUGUCAUAGUUCGUUUUAGAUUUAUUAUUGAAUAAAUAGUUCUUAUUUUUGAAAUAAAUGUAACUGCAAUAUCUAACAUGAAGCAUUUCGAUACCCCCCCAAAAAAAAGCAUUGAUUGCUUUUGCCUGUGUCUAGUGGAGUUUUCAAUUACUCUACUAAUCUAUUUUCUGUGAUCUUGAGACAAUCUUGAACCGAUUGCUACUUUGUAUGUUGCAGUUUUGACUAUCAAGACCGUAUUCAAGGUAGCCGCCGGAGGUAUUGUUAUUGCUUCCGCCUUUGAACUCCUGAGACGUGGUUCCAGUUAUGAUCAACUCGUCACUGCCAUUACUACUUGCGUUCUCCCUGCUGGUGCUAAACUAGUGCAGAUAACUGAAGGAAGUGUUAAUCUCAAAGUUCAAGCAGAGCACAUUUCAGCUCUGGACACUUUGUGGAGUUUGUACAAAGAUGGGACGCUUAAGGAAGGUCUGGAAGACUUAUUUAUCACCGAUGAGGUAACAGAAAUUGCUGAUGGAGAGCAAGUGGAAUUGAUUGUGACCAUCGAUGAACAAGAAUACAAUAAGGCCCGAAAAGAGUUAAGCAUGGAAGCACAAAGAGGUGAUUAAAGAACUUUUAUCAGUUCAAUUUAUUCUCAAAUACUUUCUGCUAGCUGCAGGUACUCAGGAUUUAGGAUAUGAAGGUCUGAAUGGAAAAUGGGGGAGGGUCCAUAUGGCGUUUGUACAUUCAAAUUCUCGGUCUUUGUUUGUUAAAAUGCAAAUUAACUAUUUCAAGAGAGAAUUAUUCUCUGUUAAUUACUUUCAUUCUUUAUUUACGUCACUUACACAGUUUAAAUUCUACACAAAGUGUAUAACUUGAAAUAAUUCAUUAUUUAGGACCUUGUUACUGACUUGAAUAGUCUGCCAUCUGACUAUUUAACAACAGAUUCAACCGCAACUUUUAAGGCUACCGUCUCUGACUACAUUUUUUUCCCUGUAAAUGCUUGUCCCUUCCUAUUUAUUGUAUUUCUAUUUUUGUUAUCAGUAGUAGCACUUUAUUUAUAGUCAAGGAGCUUGUGACUAUAUCUAUAAAAGACUUUGCAAGGUAAAUUAUGUAAAAUAAUGUAACAUGUUAAUUUUUACCGAAAACUACCGUUUACAAACCGUGGCUUCUACAUCUUCGUAAGGGGUUUGGGGGUUUAACAAAAAAGGGUGCCAACUUUCCUCACUUGCAGCCAGUGGCUGAAUUGCGGAGGAAUUAGAGUGGUGAGACCGGACGUCAGCAUGUAAAGGCGCAUUCUUGUAGCCACUUCAGUCCAUGUUUUGAUCACACCUCGCCCACCCAGACCGAUGGCGGCACAAGUCAGAUAGACCAUGACAUCGGGGCCUACGUCCCGUUCUCUUUUCAAGCAAUGCCACGAGUUCUUUACGUCCCCUUCCAACUGAAGUACAAGGAUGAAGAAGACAAGGCCAAUGGCUUAACGUCACCGCCCAAUGACCUUGGUUUGAUGGUAUGGCCGGGGUUUGAACUCACGACCUCCCGCUCAGUAGACGAAUUCAUUUUAAUACAUUUGGAGGGGGCUUUUAUCCGGGGGGCUCUUAUUCGGAUACAUAUAUUUUUUGUUUACAGGUAGAUGGACCUACGACUGGGGCGGGGGUCUUAUAUGGGGCCUACAUUUUCAUUUUUGAUUUGAUUUUCCCUCUACUUUCAUUUCCAUUUCAUUUGCACUUAGUUGAAUUUUAUUGUGUCGGAAGGUCCUGCUGAUGAGAGAGAGGAGUGGCAGGAGAAACUUGCUUACAUUCAGAGUUAUUUAGAGCAAUCCAAGGACGGUGAUUCACACAGCGUCACAACCGAAACAAGCGACAGUGGAAUGGCGGAAUCACGCGUUGCGCCAUCUGAGCCUGGAAUGGAAGAAACCAGCGGUAAGAUACUCUUUAUAUGAAUAAACUUUUCGGUCAAAACAUUUAUCUUGGACAAUCGGAACAACGAAUUUUUUCAGUUUUAUAUUUUUAUCAGAAACCUGGUUCCUUUUCAAGCGUCUGUUAAAAAACAAAACACCCGUGAGGCACGUCAUUUGACCAUCAUGAUCCCCACUAUACAGACUCGUAGUAAAUUGUUUUCAGUUAGUUUUGACAGUUAAUAGGAUCGACAAAAUUGCUUCUUGCAUUUUCAGCUCUUUUGUUCAUUUUCCUAGAUUCCAUUUUCAAUCUUUGUUUGAAAGAUGUGAGUAAAGCAGUGACAUCUGAACUGACAUGCAGACUUCGAACUGACCCGUUUGCUCUACAGCAAUUUUAUCAAUCAUUUGGGCUUGAUCCUGUGAAAUUGCUUCCCGAAAGCCUUGAAGAAUUCUUCCCCGACACCCCAAUCAAGCUGUUAAGAGACGUGUUUGAUGAGCUGCAGUUAUAUGACCUUGUAGAGUUGCUGGAAAAAGUAAAACCACGCACACUUCGUCCUGUCUUCCCCCUUAAAGAGAUCAGAAAGGCUCUAAAUGCCACAAAUCGCCCAACAAAGUUUUACAGCAAAGCAGAGGUUUUGAUUAUAAAGUUCUCUGAAAGUGUUGCUGCAGAUUACAAUGUGUUGAGUUUUAGAUCGUUUCUUAAAGCCUUAAAUCCAGAGAGUAACAUAACUACAGUUACUUCAGGGAAUUUGGCUGAAAGGUUAGGAACCUUAAAGGAAACAAAGAAGAUGGUGGAAGACGAAGACCGGAGAGCAAGCUCGAAAGAAACGAAGUUAAAGGAACUUUUAGACAAAAGGGUGCCAUUUAGCUGGUAUAAGCACAAAAGCCCAGAGCUGACGUUGUCAGUCGCCCGCAACAGCAAUGAGUACCUAUUGAAAGUGUUCUACAAAGAGGAGCAGGAAAUGAGAAAAGAACUAGAAAAUGUGAUAAAACAGAGAGAGCAGUGGACGCAAGUGAUAAAACCUAAGAUCGAGAGAGAGAUAAAACAAAAUGAGGAGGAACUACAAGGAGAGAAUGAGAAAUUCCAAAUGGCUGUUUGUGACGUCAUGGACAAAUGGAUUUGCCAAGCGAGCGAUGAAGGUUUGUUUAGCAGUAAGAGAGUGUUUGGCUCUAUACGUGUUUUUCAGAAGUGACUCCUCGUCUGGUUCUUUGCUGUUUUCCGGGAAGAGCAUGCGCACGAAACUCCCUAGUCCUGAUGGGCACUAUCGCGCCAAUAUUGCCACUGUAUACUAUUUCUCUAGGCCCCCUCUAUCACAAAAUCUUGCGUCCACCCCUGACAAUCACCUUUCGCCUGAAGGACGCUUUACUUUUAUGAACAACCCGAUAGUACGGAUAACAGCUAAAUUCCAAUACAUUAUUACGGACUCUCGCUGUUAUGAACCCUGGCUGCUGUCACAUCUGCGACGUAACUGAAGUUUAACUUAAGUUAGUGUCAAGUUACGUGAUGUCAUACCUAACUGUAGUUAGUGCUUUCGGUCGACAUUGCGGUCACACCACGCAGUUAACAACAGUUAGUUCUAAUUAGCCUAUGUAAAUUUUUUGUUUGUUGUUUUUGGUUUCUCCCUCGCUUCACGCUUGGUUUUUAUUUUGCAUAUUUAUAUAUACUCAUCUCGCACGUGCGAAAAGAAGUGUCACAUUCUGAUUGGUUGUUUGUUUGCAAACUUAAGACUAAGACCCUGUUUACAUGGAGUGGGGGACCCCGGUCUAGUGGGGUAAGUUUCUUUUGUUUUGUGUCCCCCAGAGCGUGAAAACAAAAGAAACUUAUCACACUAGACCGGGGUCCCCCACUCCAUGUAAACAGGGUCUAACUCACCAACCCUGCUUGGGUAUAACUAUAGUUAGUCUGUAUUGUUUUGGAUCACCGAGGCGUAAAUUUUCUAACUAUAGUCAGAGCGAACAGAGAAGCGGUCACAUCACCGAAAUAGCUAACUAUAGUUAUCCCCAUCUUAACUAUAGUUAGUAGUCCAGAUGUGACCGCAGCCACUAUCUCAUGGUGUUGAGGUCGUCCGCAUAGAAAGAGUUGUACACGUACUUCCAUACAAAGAUCUUGAACCCGGAAGGCCGCAGUUGACUUUCCUCUACCCCCACUUGAGAAAUUGGUGCUGAAAACAGUUCUUAAAAACACCUAGAGCGCGUUUGUUUCUCUUGUUUCAUUGAGUAAAGUGACUUCAAAUUAACCAAUCUUACAAAAAUGUAAGAAAAAUGGACCGUUUUAACAUUCUACUACCUACAUAUUUUUCCUCCUUAAGAUAUGUUUUUCGUGUAGCCAUUACGUCACACGAUGAUAGCUGUCGUAGCCUGUUCCAUGCUCCAAGAUAGUGAUGUAGGGUCAAUUUUAAUAAAGAGUUCUUCCAGUUUAAGCAUUUUCAAGUCGCCAAGAACACUUUAAUGGAUCAUGGACAACAACAAAUCACAGCGCGCGUAGCGUUCUAGUUCCAAUAUCGUCGCCUAUCAUUAAAAUAUUACUGUACUUACUUAGGAGGUGAAAAACAACAAUUCUUAAUCUCACAAUCCUGCUCUUGAAUUUGUUUCACGCAAAGAAAGCAUUUCAGGCUUCCAGAAAUUUGGUACCUACAGCAGCGCGAAUUUGUUGCCAUCAUCGAUUAUGGUUGAAUAGCGUAAUUUACUAACACUAAUACUCGUGUCCUCAUUAAGGCUGUCUAUCAGCGCACUCGAAAACUUUAACCUGGUCCAUUUCAUUUCUUUGUAGGUGAGGAAUCAACCUUGUAUGUCGUGCUUUUUAUGGAGAAUUUAACUAUCAGAUAUGAUGAAGUUAGAGAAUUGCUGAAGAGGACACGUGGAUGUCUGAGAGAAAAAUUCGCAUCCAUUCCAAACACAAAGCUAAUAAUCAGUUCCAAUACCUGGUCAAGUUGGGGCGAUGGAAAUAUUCCCCAGGAAACUCUUGAAGUACGCCUUGGUGAGAGUGAAAGAGACUUAAUCCUAGGCUUGAUAGUGGAACUACUUGACAAUCGCUGGCAGACAUUGGACCUAAUUUCGGUGUUCCGAGAAGUACAAAGGACUGUAUCUAUCAAGAAGACUUCCCAGCAUCAACAUUUUAACGGAAGGUUUUUCUGGUCUGAUAGUCGUACAUAUUUUGAUAUUUUUGAAAAUUUGUCUUGUCUUCCAAAACUUCAGAAGACGGAACAGGUCUCGAAGAAGUAAUUAUCAAGCACUCCACCAGCUCACCCCUACCCCCUUUCCCGCCUUUAGCUCCCUCGUCGCCCACCUCUUCUCUCUUAUGGUAAAGGACCCAUACUGAGCCAUGCCGUCACCAGCUCCAUGCAAUAAAAUGAGUAGAAUUAGCAGCAAC